Molecule: messenger RNA, 1111 nt
Organism: Pseudocercospora fijiensis CIRAD86
Lineage: Eukaryota; Fungi; Ascomycota; Dothideomycetes; Mycosphaerellales; Mycosphaerellaceae
Exons: 5
Coding region: 1-534 (177 amino acids)
Source: RefSeq, a predicted model, not a curated record
AUGAAGACCAACUAUCGCGAACAUCGUGCUGUUCAGACCGUAGACCAUCAACCAGUCAAGGCUCUUAUCAAACUCACCACCUCACUACCUCACCAACCUCACCACCUCGCCACCUCACCAACAUUCAGCAUCACAUCAAAUCUGAGCGCGCGGCACCAACAUCAUUGUCGAUCGCACAGCGACUCGCGCCGCCGCAGUCACCGCCUCAGACGCGACAUUGCGCCAACCGCGACAUCUUCACCAAACGCCCCUUCCCACCGAAACCGACGACUUCACCAAAAUCGACUUCCCACCAAAUCCAAAAACUCACCAAAUCCGAAAAUCAGCAAAUUCGCCACCACAACUCCGAAACCCGAAAUCCUACGACUUCAUCCUUCGACUCCACGAACCGACAACAGCAGCACAGACAGGCGUACAGGCAUCGAGAGGCACCGAGGUGGCAAGAGAGGCAGAGAUAUGGCAGCAGAUAGUGAUACCCAGCGAGCAGCGAGCAAAGGCAUGAAAGCGUGUUGGGGCGGAGGGCAAUGGGCAUGAGUAUAAGAAGGAUAUGACACAAGAUUCACGACCUCUGCUUAGCGAAGGGUGUGGUUCGCGGGUUGUUCACUCAACCGUCUGGUGCGGGUGGGUAUGCUUUAGGGCCGGGUCAAUCUCUGGGCGUCAGAACGUGGGUAUAUACCCACGCAACUGCACUGCCAUUUACGGAGACCGCGCUACUUGCAACUCACCGUCUGCGACGUCCACCUCCCACUGAGCCAACUUGCUGGGCGCUGAGUAUACUCAGUCAGGUCAAAAGCAGUUCGGUCUUCAGCGCGGCAAAGUCCUCUGUUUCCGCUGUGUCUUGGCGUAAUAUGCGGCGCAGGGGUUUCAUCCGUCAGCAACGGCAGCAACUUCAUCACUCACGACCGACGGUUUGGUAUGACAUUCAUGCUCUCGCUGCUCGCUGGCUCUUGGGUUCAUUGCGAUAUUGAUUGGUGGUGGUGGUGGCAUUCAGUGGUGGGCAGUUCAGGCUUCGCGGUGGCAUUUAGUUGACAUCUUUGUAAUUUCGGUGGUGGUGUUUGGGUGCUCUCGCAGGUGGCCUCUGGUAAUUUUUAAUCAAACUCAAUGUGCUUGC